AUGAUCGAACAAGUAAGAGAGGAAGAGAUUAUAACAAGGGAAGAGGGGCAUUGUGGAUGUCUCCCUCACAAAUUCCGCUACAUCCUGCUGAUUGUCACCCUAUUAUGUCUGACCUCUAUCUCGUCCAACAUGUUCACCCUCAACUUUACCCUCAUUUGUAUGGCCCCUACCAGCAACGUUUCGGUAAGUAAUAGAAAUAAGAAUAGACUUUGGCUUCAGCAAGAAAUCUCUCAACUCCAUCAGAAGACUUACAACUACGAUCACACCGAGAAGUCAUGGUUGAUGUGGGCUGUGGCCAUCGGCAGUUUGGUGGGCACAUUCCCCUUCAGUUGGGCCUAUGGUCACUUUGGAGCUCGCUGGGUAUUCUUUGCGGCCGGAAUUCUCUCUGCUCUGGCCACUGGUAUUAUUCCGUUUGCUGCUGAUUGGGGAAUCUGGCCAUUCACAAUUGCUCGUUUCAUCCAGGUAAAUAAAUUUUCAGCAUUUUUGCUCCCUUUUUCGUUUGAGUAAAACGAAUAUUUAAAGGGUGUUGCUUAUGCCGCUGACUUUGCGGCCAUCGGUGUGCUGACAUCCCACUGGGCUUCCCUCAAGCAGCACGCCUUCUUCAUCUCGGUCCUCACUUGCUACUCUCCUUUGUCUUUGACCAUCACCAACCCCAUCGCUGGAUGGUUAUGUAACACAACCUGGUUGGGAUGGCCAGUCGUCUAUUACGGUCACGCCAUCGCUGGAAUUAUUCUUUUUAUCAUCUGGGUAUCCAUCUAUGGAGAUUUCCCUGACAUGCAUCGUCGCGUAUCGAUCGUUGAAUUGGAGAAGAUCCACCGUAACAAGACCAGAUCUCACAUUGAGCCCGGAGGAACCGUCCCUUAUGCAGCCAUCUGCAAAGAUUUCAAUAUCAUUGCUUCAUGGUUGUCCGCCUUCUCGACUCUGUUGUCAGCCAUCUUUAUGCACUUGUACCUUCCCAUCUACAUUCACAGAGUUCUCCACUUCAGCAUUGUCGAGACUGGCCUCUUGGCUGCUAUUCCCACCUUUUCUUACAUCCCUCUGAAGUUGAUCUUCGGUACUUUAAGUGACAAAGUCAAGUAAGUCAACCGGAUACUAGCAGUUUAUUUUCAGGGGGAUUGAUGAGACAACGAAGGUUUGUAUCUUCAACACCAUCGCUUUGGUUGGUCCAGCCCUUUGUUAUAUUUCGCUGGCCUUUGUUCCUCAAAGUCAUCCAUGGUGGGGAUUGGCCCUUCUCAUCUUGAUUCACAUGCUCUAUGCUGCGAGUGGAGGUGGUUUCUACAAGUGUUUGACUCUAGCAUCCCGGUAAGUUUUGAGUAUGGGAUUAUAUAACCUUGUCUAGACAUAUUCUAAAUACUUUGCUUUAGCCAGUACUCUCACUUUGUCAUCGCCACAGUCCAAUUCUUCAAGUGUAUUAGUUUGUUCUUGGCCCCAGCUCUCGUCUGGUUCUUCGUGGACAUUGAGGAAUCGAGAACAGAAUGGAGAACUAUCUUCUUCAUCCUCGCCUUCUUCUUGAUUGUGGUAUGUUUUGUAAUUCUUGGUAAUCAUAUAUGUAAUCGUAUUAUUGUCUGAUUAAUUUGUUUUUAGUCCGCUGCCAUUUUCUGGAAGGCCGCCGACACUCAGCCCGCGCACUUCACGAAGGUGGCCCCCAAGAGAUCCUCAGUGUCCGUGGUACCGCGCAAAGACAGCAGGUACUAA
This is a messenger RNA of Bursaphelenchus xylophilus (pine wood nematode), 1695 nucleotides long. The record is from the annotation of a GenBank genome assembly. NCBI's taxonomy places the organism in Eukaryota, Metazoa, Nematoda, Chromadorea, Rhabditida, Aphelenchoididae.